AUGGCAUGUCCUCCCAUUUACAAGACAGAUCAGGCCAAACUAGAGGCAUCUCGUGAAAGACGCCGGCGUCACUAUGCAAAAAACAGGGACAGUAUACUGCAAAGGCGGCAAGAGCUUCGCAUAAGCAAGCCAUCACAGGAGAUAUUGGAACUUCAAAAAGCUCUUGCUGAGGCCUUGGAUUAUGAAGAUGAUGCUACUACAUCCGAGACGGAGGCAGACGAUGACGAGAACGAGAAUGACCAACUAUUUGAUCUCCAAGCGUCCCUCAUUGCUAUCAAAAACAUCAAGGACGAGAUGCUGGCAUUAGUCCCAGAACCCUGCGCAUUUAUGGAGGGUGUUGUCCUUCAAUAUGUCAAAAGCCUUCCAGAUGAUGGGAAUGGCAAGGGUGACACCUCGAUCGUCGACAGUCCAAAACUUAAGGUUGAAGUCUUACUCCGCCAUGCAAUUCCUGCACAGGACCAGAUCAUGAAUUUCUAUGGAGUGUCAGCUCAGUCUCGCGCCACUGAAUCAGUCUCACUUUGCUGUUUGUUCACGCGCCGAACCCAAGUACUGGGAGAUGAUUGGUCUAUAAACGUCAAGAAGUUAUUCGUGUGGUUAGCGCGGCGAACCUUAAGCUUAGAACUGGUUGAAAUCUCACGUACACCAACAUUUUCAAAAAAUCAACCCAGGACAGAAUGGGUGACAGCCGAACAAAAGGAAUUUCUGCAGGGAUUGUACAAUGAUUUCCUUAAGGUGCAGCUCGAAGCAACCUUGGCAGCCUUCUGGACUGAGGUUUAUCGCACCUGGUUUGAAAAAUGGCCCGAAAUCAGCAUCAUGUACCCUGGUGUUCCAGACCAUGAAUCCUUAACAGAAGAGCAGAAUGAAUUGUUAGGGAUCGCGGUCAAAAAAAGGCAUCAGCAACUUAGGACAUGGUUUAACUACCGAUCACAAAGGGGUGCUCAAGAAGCUUACACAGCUGCCAGUCCCGAUGUUCAGGCGUCUUGCAUCGCCACAGUGCAAGCAGAACGUGAUGCGAAAGCAAGCGAAGGACCUGACCCUCGCUACAAUGGUGACAUCAAUGUCAUCAGUUACCAUACUGGAGUGAAUGAGCAGGGUCAAAACUGGAUGCAAGCGACUCCUGAGUUCAAUGAAAGACACCUUAAGCCGUUCACUGCGUUUGUCUCGCGUCUUUUCUUGGAACAUAUGAGGAAGACACGGGCACUCAGCUAUGUCCCCCCAACACCCUCUCAACAAGAUACAUCAGUGCUUGGAGCUGAGCAAGGAGUCCCUGAGCCCGGGAUGCAGGUAUUCAGUCAUGCGCCGUUACCCCCUGCAUCUGCCCCGAUUGCGUCUUCGCUACUCUCUUUUGAUACUCCCAACUUCACUAGUUUGUGUGCCAGUGGAAGCAGCGGUUACAUGGAGUUACUGACCUUCGAUAUGUACGACGAUAACUUGAAUGUUCCACCCUCAUCUUCGACCUCUCUCAUGCCAUACCUCAACUCACCAUCCUCUUCACCAAUCUCCUCAUGGAACCGCAGUGCACAUGAUUCACAAAACUACACUUCUCCUCACAUUCAAUCUCAUGAUAUACUCGACAGCUUUCUUGACCAGACAGCUCCAUCUGACCUGGCACCUUUUUGGAUGUCCUGCAACCAUUGGGCCACGGAAUCUGGGGGCAAUGCAGCUGCAGCUACUGCAGACCUUGCCCUUGCGUCUUCAGCCAGUGAAGACGCAAUCACUGAAGCCUCCAAUGACCCUCAGCCUCCGUUAGGCACGGACUCGGAAUCUGUGGAUGCAAUUGUCGCUGAUGCUCCUCCGACGGUCAGUGCAACAAUUGUUGCUGAUGUGGCAGCUCCCCAAACUGCUCGCUCCAAUGGCAGCUCCUCAAACUACUCGCUCCAACGAUUGUCACUGACGUGGCUGGUUCCUCCAGCAGUCAGGAAGACUGGGCGCAUCCACAUGGAGACAACACAACUUGUACAGGCCAACAACAUUGGCCAAAAUAUGAAGCAAGCGAGGCUUGCUGCCGGACAUUCCAUUGCAAGGGGACCACCAAAGAAGAACCAGCCAAGGGACAAAUUUGGCCAGCAGAAGAGCCAGAAGGAGCGGAAGUCCAGAGGGAAGGAACAGGCCUAG
Molecule: messenger RNA, 2115 nt
Organism: Suillus paluster
Lineage: Eukaryota; Fungi; Basidiomycota; Agaricomycetes; Boletales; Suillaceae
Exons: 12
Coding region: 1-2115 (704 amino acids)
Source: RefSeq, a predicted model, not a curated record